AUGGCGGCCAAAAAACAUGAGACGAUCGCACAGAUCCGAGCCGAGAGCAAGGCCUACACGGCAGCUGCCCUGCCGCCGGCCGAAGGCUCUGCAUUCGCUAGACUGUCCCAGAAAAACAACGCGUACUCCAACGGCGCGGUGCACAAAGAUGAGGUCAACAAGGAGUCGACCGCUGAGAAUUCCAGCCUUUCGAUAGUGAAGAGAAUCGUCAAGGUGCCGAACCGCAUCCAAAAGGCCAAGAAGAAGGCCAAGCGUCAGAUCGCACCGGAGCCUCAGCGCUCUCCGGUCAUUCCACCGCCACCAGUCGUUGAAUCCUGGCGAAGAGCCGCCGGUACUAUGACGGAGAGCGAAGGUCUCGCAGCAGUGCCCACUCCCUUCCUCGGAGUCGCACGUGUCCCGACUUGGAUGGAGGAAGACUUCAAGACCGCACUACGCGACAUUCUGGACAAGAUCGGUGGAGCCGAGGAACUCGCCACGGAUGUCCAUGACAGUGGCGGCGAAUUCUACUCGGAGAUCACAGCUCGCUUUGUUGAUGAAGAGGAGGCUGGAAAAGUUCUGGAGAAGAUCAACGGGGCCUUGUGCUUUGGACGGAAGCUUCAGGUCUCAUUUGCGCCGAACUUUUGA
Molecule: messenger RNA, 624 nt
Organism: Ramularia collo-cygni
Lineage: Eukaryota; Fungi; Ascomycota; Dothideomycetes; Mycosphaerellales; Mycosphaerellaceae
Exons: 2
Coding region: 1-624 (207 amino acids)
Molecular function (GO): nucleic acid binding
Source: RefSeq, a predicted model, not a curated record